Beauveria bassiana ARSEF 2860 is the source of this 630-nucleotide messenger RNA. RefSeq names its product fms interacting protein. Gene Ontology annotation, biological process: mRNA export from nucleus; positive regulation of DNA-templated transcription, elongation. Gene Ontology annotation, cellular component: THO complex part of transcription export complex. The transcript has 3 exons. The record is from RefSeq and is a predicted model, not a curated record. NCBI's taxonomy places the organism in Eukaryota, Fungi, Ascomycota, Sordariomycetes, Hypocreales, Cordycipitaceae. Gene Ontology annotation, molecular function: mRNA binding. The coding region runs from base 1 to 630 and encodes 209 amino acids.
AUGACUAUUGAUAAAAUCAUCAGCGACCCCAGCCUCGCCGCUGUCUUGCAGGUGUCGGACCAGGCACGCGAUCAGGCCCUCGACCUGCUGCAACUAGUCGCUCAGGCCAGCACGCGCCCGACGCCUGAAAACCAGGUCGAGAUUGCCAAGCAGCAGAAGCGUCUCCUGACGAGCAUAUCGCACCUGCGCGGCCUGCAACGAAACGCGUCGUUUGCGGCGCGCGGCACCAAAACACAGACGGCCGAGCGCCGCCAGGACGUCGAUCGCCUCCAUCUGCAGCUGCAGAAUUUGUACUACGAGCAGCGUCACCUCCAAGGCGAGAUUGUCGCCUGCGAGUCGUACGACCACAAAUACCAGCAGCUGCCGCUGAUUCCGGUAGAGGAAUUUCUCGCGCAGAACCCAGACCGCGCCACCGACGACGAAAAUGAGCUCAUGUAUGCGAGAAUUGAGCAUGAGAGAGCCGAACGCGAAGGCCUAGAGCAGCGUCGACAAGAGCUGCUCAAGAGAAAGCAGAAGCUGAUUGCCGAAAAUAUGCGCCGUAAGGAGGAUCUUGCCAACCUCGACCAGAACCUGGAAAAGUUCAUCGAUGCCGCCAAGCCCAUCCUAGAGCUCUUUGAGAAGGCUCCUUGA